GUCGCUUGGUUGCGGCGCCGCUUCCGUCGGUGGGGACCGGCCGAAAUGGCGGCGGCGGGCGCCACCGCCUUGUCCCUCUCCUCCGCCUCCUCCUCCUCUGCCGCGCUGCUGCGCCCGGGCUGGGUGCCCCUGAGGCGGUGGCGAACCCUCGCUCGCAGCGCCAGCAGCUUCCCCCGCAGCGCCGCCAGUGAUGAAGCAGCUGUUAUCUCAGGGACAAGGCUUGCACACCAGGUUUUGAAAGAAGUUCGAAGGGAUGUGGAAUCGUGGAUAUCUGCUGGCAACCAGAGGCCUCACCUCACUGUCAUAUUGGUAGGAGACAAUCCAGCCAGUCACAUCUAUGUCAGGAACAAGAUAAAGGCAGCUGCAGCUGUGGGCAUUUCUAGUGAGAUCAUACUGAGGCCUAAAGACAUUUCACAGGAAGAGCUCUUGGAUAUGACAGCAAAACUCAACAAGGAUUCCAGAGUUAGUGGCUUAUUAGUUCAGCUGCCUCUCCCAGAUCACAUAGACGAGCGGACCGUGUGCAAUGCCAUCGCCCCUGAGAAGGACGUGGAUGGGUUCCAUAUCAUGAACAUUGGGCGGCUGUGCCUGGAUCAGCCUUCCAUAAUCCCUGCCACUGCUGCUGCUGUCUGGGAGAUCAUCAAAAGGACAGGAAUACAAACAUUUGGAAAAAAUGUUCUUGUAGCCGGAAGAUCCAAAAAUGUUGGAAUGCCUAUUUCAAUGCUUUUACAUACUGAUGGAGAGCAUGAAAGGCCUGGAGGUGAUGCUACAGUGACCAUUACUCACAGAUACACCCCAAAAGAGCAGCUCAAGAUCCAUACACAGCUUGCUGACAUAGUAAUAGUUGCUGCAGGUAUCCCAAAGUUGAUUACAGCUGAUAUGGUCAAAGAAGGUGCAGCUGUGAUUGAUGUAGGCAUCAACCAUAUCCAUGAUCCUCUUACAGGAAAAACCAAAUUAGUUGGUGAUGUGGACUUUGAAGAAGUGAAGAAGAAGGCUGCCUUUAUCACUCCGGUGCCGGGAGGAGUAGGACCUAUGACUGUUGCAAUGCUUCUGAAGAACACACUCCUGGUGGCUAAAAAGCUCAUUUACUAGAGCAAAUGGUUUACCUUGGAAGAAGAAUCUGGGUUGUUCUAUUUAUUGAUACACAAAACACUUUUUUACUAUAAAUAUAUUUAUUUCUACCUUGUAUUUAUUUUUACAUGUCAGGUAUGUUAAAUCUGAUGGUUUAUAAAAUGUUCAGAUACUUUGUCUUUCCUCCUACUGACUUAUUGUGAGCAAAAUUGACUUUGAGAAUGCAGCCUACACGGGUAUGUUGGUGGUGGUGGCCAAUUAUGUGUUGGAGAAUGAAGAAUGAAGCAUAAAUUACAACUUCACCUAUGUAUUGGGGCAGUUAUCAAGGUCCUGUAAACACUUGGGACCUGUUCAAACAAUAUAAAAACUAAGACAUGCUAAAUAUCUUUCAAAUACAUGGUUUGGGUUCUGAGGUCACUAGGCACUCUGGAUGUAGUUCAGGGUCUUUAAAUACUUUUUUUGAACGAGUAGAGCCAGCAGUGGCCAGGCAGUAAUGUUGACAUGAAUGCGAAUGUUCAGUGAAUGUUUUAAAAGAGUCAAGCUUGAAUGCUGGUGAAAUUCUGACUUGAAACACCUGCAAGAGGUAAGCGUGAAUAAGUAGCUAGAAUUGAGACUGGAGUUAUUUUUUUUCUAUGUCUGGGCAAAUUGCUUUGGUGCCUAAUACUGCCAUCUCAUAAAAACCCCUCAAACCUGGCCAGUUGCUUGGGCUGAAUUUGAUUGAAAUUGAACGGAAUGGAAUCAAAUUGAUUGGAAUUGAAUGGAAUGUAGUUAAAACUUCUCUACAUGUACAACAUAUAUGUGUGGCAGGAGGUCAAGAGGAGGAGAAAACCAAAGCUUUAUCCCUCAUGAAAAAUUUGUGUUAGAACUUUAAGCCAUUUAAUUAUUCUCUUAUUUUUCAAAACUGCAUAAAGAGGGCUUUUUUUAAUCCAUGUUGUAAGCCUCGCCUUCAAUGGCCACAGUAUUUUGCUGGUUAGAGAAGAGCACAUGGGAUGAGAUCAGUGUGCCUCUAUUCCCAAAGCUGUUUCUUGGAUGGAUCUAGAACAGUUACUGCUGAGAUGCCAGUUCAGCUGAAUGUGUGCAUGCUGAUGUUCCCACUGAAGGCACUGGUAGACAGUUAGGAUGUCUACAUCUGCACCAGGAUAACUGAUUUAUUUUCAUCAGGAGCCAUAGGUGUUUGCUAUUGGGCUAUAGUUAACUUGGAAGGGGAAGGAAAAAGACUGUGGUGAAGUUCCCUUGCUGAUAAAGGGGAACAUGCCUUUACUGUGAUAAGUCAAGGUGGAGCAUCCUUUCCAUGCUCACUGUUCUUGUGAUGGAUUUUGAGUUUGCUCUUGCACAGUGUUUGCACAAGUUUGACAGGAUUAUUGCUAAAUAUACAAUGCCAAUGGUGCAGAUGCUUGUCUUUUUAAAUGUAGGUGGUAAUAUAAAUUUAUGUGGUAAUGUAAGUGGUAGGAGGAUGAAGGCACCUAUGGAGACUGUACUUGGACUCAUCAACCCAUGUCUGAAAGAUGGAAUAAAACUUGUUUGCUGUUA
This is a messenger RNA of Zonotrichia albicollis (white-throated sparrow), 2598 nucleotides long. It is a transcript of the gene MTHFD2L, whose product is annotated as methylenetetrahydrofolate dehydrogenase (NADP+ dependent) 2 like. Gene Ontology annotation, cellular component: mitochondrion. The record is from RefSeq and is a predicted model, not a curated record. Gene Ontology annotation, molecular function: methylenetetrahydrofolate dehydrogenase (NAD+) activity; methylenetetrahydrofolate dehydrogenase (NADP+) activity; methenyltetrahydrofolate cyclohydrolase activity. Gene Ontology annotation, biological process: tetrahydrofolate interconversion. Lineage: Eukaryota; Metazoa; Chordata; Aves; Passeriformes; Passerellidae.